AAAAGCCGCUCAUCCGUACUCCUCAACUAGAUUUCUCUCUGACUGCAAGAGGUAAUUUAGUUCAUGAGAGGCGCAGACCUGCAGAUCUUCUUCGCUUCACUUCAACCCUUCCAUUCAACACUUCAUAUUCACUUAUGAUCUCUCCAUCUCCUUAUUUUAAUUGUUGGCUUCUCUACAUCUUUCAGUUUAUCGGCAUGGCAUCGAUGGCUACAACUGGUGAAAACCCUUUGAUUGUCGGACAAGAUCUGCUGUCUUUCAGUUUAUCGGCAUCGAUGGCCACAACUGGUGAAAACCCUUUGAUGGUCGGACGAGACCUAGACCAUCCGUUCAUCAUGAACGGACGGUCCAGAUCUUGUUCGUCCUUUAAAGGAUUCUACUUGACCCUCAUCGAGCAGGAUCGAGCAGGAAGUAGACCAAAUCUUGUUCGUUUCUUGAUAGUAUUUCUGACAUCUUUCAGGUUUGGUUUUGCAAUUUUUGGAAAUUUUUGGGAACCGUCUGCUCUCUCUCUACACCUGUAUCCCCAAACCUUCAGCCCACCUCUGAGCCGACCCAUCACCCACCCUAGAAGCCCACCCAUCUCCCCGCUCUUCUCCCAUCCAACCCAAAAAAUUUCAGCCCAGUCCAAUUUUCCCUCACAUCUCAUCUCACGUGCAAGCCCAAAUCUCAUGUCAAGAACCAUCCUUAAACCCUAAUAUAGUAAUACCAAAGGCCCCAUUUUCAAAACGCUGUAACAUCAUCUUACAGUCAGGUUCUUCAGAUUUCUCUAGCAUCCAGGAGCCUCCAGGUUUGGUUUCUCAUAUUUCAAUGUUAUUUCAAGGUUUUUAGGGAAUGUGAUUUAGUUGUUGUUCAAUAAUGAGUAGCAUGAAACUGAUUUACCGUUUUUACUGUCAAAACUGUUUUUAAAUACCGCUAUGAUUAACCAUCGAUCAGUGUGAACUAGAUUGAGAUUCAGUAAUUCCUCCCAUGAUUCUUUCUCAUGUGUGUUGGUUGGACCAUAAACAACGAUUAUACACAAUUUGAAGUUCUGAGUAGGGUAGCAUGAGUUUCUGGCUUUGAAGAAUGUCUUGUUCCAUUUCUUUGACAUACCGCCCAUAUUUUUUUUCCUGCAUUUCCUGCUAGACAAUUAUGCUAUGUUUGGUUAGUCUAUUCUGGUCAGAACGGAACACUCAAUUCCUAUUCCCAAGGAAUCCAUAUGUUUGGUAUGAGAGGUAUGAGAAAUAACAUAAAGGAAGGGAUUGAUUUUUGGCCAUUCUAAGGAACUGAUGGUUCCUCCCUCCUAAGGAGCCAUGUAUUUCAGCCAGAAAGGGAAUUUGCUUCAUUUGCUGCUGUGGAACGUGUCUUCUCUUCUUUUUUUAUGGCAUCCGGAUAUUGAGACCUGUUUGCUUGAUUGACAGUGUCUUAUUGUGGUGAUUUCCCUGAUUUUGCUCCAAUGCUUGCUUUUGGCUCACUUAAUUUGAGCUUUUUUGAGUAUUUUAUUGCAAUAUUUACAUAUGGUAUUUACACUUUCUGAUUCCCCUAUUCUGGCUAGCCUUUUGAUUUAGGUGUGGAAUUGGGUAUCUCUUGGUGUUCUCUUAGUCAUGCAGUUCAGAAAAUUUUUUUGGUUAUAAUAUGAAGGGCCAAACAUUGGAAUUCUUGGAAUUCCCAUCUUGUUCCCAUUCUCAUUCCAGUUCCCACGACUAACCAAUCAUAGUGUUAAUGUUGUUAUCAAUCCAUGAUUUGGCAGCGAUUUCUCUUAUCAGUUGCGUUCACUUUGGUCUCCUGGAUGCGGAGCAAGCCCACUAUUUUAACUCUAUUUAGUUUUGGUGUUUGCAUGUAAAUGUGAUAUUUUCUACUGAUCCAUAGGGUUUUUUUUUUGACAUUUUUGUUUUAUUUGUUUGUAUUUUUAACUCUAAAAAAACUAUUAACUAUGUAUUCUUACUUGCAGUUGAAGUUGAAAAUGGCUUCAGUCUCACAUAAUGUAUCACAGGAUGCUGUUGAUUGGAGAAAGUAUUUGACUGUAAUUCGUGAUCAAGGACAUUGUUGGUGUUGUUGGGCAUUUGCAUCUACUGCUGCAAUUGAGGGGGCGUAUAAUAUAUUCUGUCCUAAGGUCUUUUACGAGGUUUUCGGGGAGAAAAUAUUCAAUCCCUCUGUGAUGCAUUUGUCUGUUCAGCAGCUAAUUGAUUCUGUAGUUAUAGAUCCAACAAAAAAUAGAGUUCAGAGGGGCACUGGCUGUUUCACCUCGUCUCCCAAUAAUGCAUACCGUUGGAUUUUGGAGAAUGGUAUAUGCUUUGACCGACAUUAUCCCUACCUGGCAGAGAGAGGAAGACCUAAAGAAAUUACCGCGCCAGUGUUACGGAUUAAUGGUUUCUCUAGAGUGGGACAGAGUGAGGAAGAAAUACUCAAAGCAGUUGCCAAACAACCUAUUACGGCGGGGAUAAAAUUUUCUUCUGCACUGUUAAAAUUUAAUGGGGAUGGUGUUUAUGAAGGACCACCUCCGGACGAGAACCAAAAGUGCUUUGGCAGGCAUGCGGUUUUAGUAGUUGGAUAUAGUACUACACCGGAGGGCAAAAGGUACUAUCUUAUUCGAAAUUCAUGGGGCGAGAAGUGGGGUGAUCAUGGCUAUGCCAAGGUUAGCCGAGAGAAGAUAAAUGAUGAGUAUUUGCUUUCCCAAUUUUCUUAUCCUGAUGUUGGUGAUCAGAGUUAAUUUUUGUAACAAUUGAUUAGAAAAGAUAUUGUCGACCAAUCAGUCUUGUUUUUUGAACACUUCCUAUUGUUAGGUUAGUUAUUAGAGUAUUCAAAGGUUCUGGUACUUGAAUCAAAUUUCCUUUUGAAGCAUAUUAUUGGAAAUCACAUUUUCAAGCUAUGGACUUUACAUGCUUUCA
Tripterygium wilfordii is the source of this 2861-nucleotide messenger RNA. RefSeq names its product ervatamin-B-like. Lineage: Eukaryota; Viridiplantae; Streptophyta; Magnoliopsida; Celastrales; Celastraceae. Gene Ontology annotation, cellular component: lysosome. Bases 1907 to 2683 code for a protein of 258 amino acids. The record is from RefSeq and is a predicted model, not a curated record. Gene Ontology annotation, molecular function: cysteine-type endopeptidase activity. The transcript is spliced from 5 exons.